CGACUAUGAUGCUUUAGCACUAAUCAUAUCAUAUUAGCAUGUAUUGAUCCAAUUAGCAAGGAAACAAAAAAUGAGCAAGUCCCAAAAGAAGUUGAUCUCAACUUUCUGGCUUCUUGGUUUCACUACCCUGUUCUUCAUUUCUUAUGCAGAUACUACAUGUCCCAUUGAUUUUGGUUAUGUCAGCAAAUUACCAUGGAAGAGAUCAGACUGCACAGAUAAACCGGUUAACAAAGAGGCCUGUUGCGGAACCAUCAAAUUCCUCCUAGCACCAGGACUUGCGAAGUACCUCAAAAAAACAUCAAUGUUCUAUUUCCCAAACACAGGCAUAGCAGCUGCAUGUAUGUCUAGUUUCAAUAACAAGCUUGCAUCCAUGUCUAUCAACAUUUCUUUUUGCCCCGUGGGAUGGUAUGACCAACUAGUGGUUAACAGCUCAAAUAAUUGUGGUGGAGUUACAACACUUAAGGAGUGGAGAGAAAAACUUGGUUACAAGACAGAGCUAGACUCAGAUUGCAGAGGGAACUUCUCUACUGCCAGUCAGUGCCAGGCAUGCGCUGAUGCUGGGAUAAGGGUGGCUUCUCAAUUGGGGUCUGACACGACACUAUGUUUCAAAUAUGCUUGUUUGUAUGCGGCUGGAAUUGUUAAUGAAUAUGGUCCUGAGGAUCCAAGAAUAGCUAAGUGUGCACUAGCUAUACCCAUGGCUCAGUCAAAAACCAACAAGCGAAAAAAAAUAUUCAAAGUUGCUUUUGGAUUGUUAGGGGCAAUAUUUGGAGUUUUGACAACAUGGGGUUGCAUCAUUGUUUAUCAGAAAUUGAAAGAGGAAAGGUGGCUAGCAGCGUUGCGUCAAGAAUAUGUAAGGGGAGUGAAGGCUAAGGUCUUGCCUAACACAGGCGCAAAAUGGUUUCAUGUAGCUGAGCUUGAGCAAGCCACUAAAGGGUUUUCAAAGAAGAAUCUGAUAGGGCAGGGAGGUUUUGGAGUAGUCUACAAAGGUACACUCUUGGAUGGUUCAAUUGUUGCUGUGAAACAACUUCUUGAUAUGGAUAUAAAUGGGGAUGAUGAAGAAUUUACUAAUGAGGCUGAGAUCAUUAGCAAAAUCAGGCAUAGGAAUCUUCUUGCUUUAAGAGGGUUUUGUGUUGAAAGCGAUGCUAUCAAAGGUAACAGAAGAUAUCUUGUUUAUGAUUACAUGUCAAAUGGGAGUUUAGAUGAGCAUCUGUUUUAUGAAGAAGGGAAUACUAUUGCUAGGAAGCCAUUGGAUUGGCCUUUGCGCAAAAAUAUCAUUAUAGAUGUGGCCAAAGGGCUGGCUUAUUUGCACUAUGGAAUCAAACCAGCCAUUUAUCACCGCGACAUAAAGACCACAAACAUACUUUUAGAUUCAGAUAUGAAAGCAAGACUAGCUGAUUUUGGUCUAGCAAAGCAAACUACUGAAGGGGAAUCUCAUCUAACAACGAAAGUAGCUGGCACAUACGGGUACCUAGCUCCAGAGUAUGCUCUUUAUGGUCAACUAACCGAAAAGAGUGAUGUCUAUAGCUUUGGCAUCAUAAUUCUUGAGAUCAUGAGUGGGCGAAAAGUGCUUGACACAUCUUCAACAUCCACAAGACUUCUGAUCACGGAUUGGGCAAUGGAUCUUGUAAAAUCAGGAAAUGUUGAAAACAUUUUCGAUGAUCGAAUGGGAGAAAAUGUAUCAAAAGCAGUAAUGGAAAGAUUUGUACAUGUUGGUAUACUUUGUGCUCAUGUAAUGGUGGCAUUAAGGCCUACAAUUUCUGAAGCACUGAAGAUGUUAGAAGGUGAUAUAGAAGUUCCAACACUGCCUGAUAGACCACUACCUCUUAGCCACGAGUCAUUGAAAUAUAUCCCAGAGUUCAGUAUAUCAACAUUGGGCAUCUCAGGUGGAAGAUCAAGCCUUGAUACAUCAGGUAGCAGAUUAAGUAUCGAUACAUCGAAACCCAGGUCUAGCAUUUAGUUAGCUGCUUGGACAAUGAUUUUUAUUGAGGCCAACAGAUAUUUCCUAAGCAGAAGCUUAAACAUUCAGUUAUAGAAAGUAAACGGAUUUGCUUCAAUGCAUAAUGCUUGCGUUUCUUGUUUGUUUAUCAUUUUAUUUGAAUGAUGUUUGUUUACCAUUUCAAGCAGACUGUGUAGGGUGUUUUUGAAUUAUAAAGUUUACAGGUAUUCAGCCUA
Molecule: messenger RNA, 2172 nt
Organism: Daucus carota subsp. sativus
Lineage: Eukaryota; Viridiplantae; Streptophyta; Magnoliopsida; Apiales; Apiaceae
Product: probable receptor-like protein kinase At1g11050
Exons: 1
Coding region: 71-1957 (628 amino acids)
Biological process (GO): protein phosphorylation
Molecular function (GO): ATP binding; protein kinase activity
Source: RefSeq, a predicted model, not a curated record